Echinops telfairi (small Madagascar hedgehog) is the source of this 5190-nucleotide messenger RNA. RefSeq names its product DLEC1 cilia and flagella associated protein (gene DLEC1). Lineage: Eukaryota; Metazoa; Chordata; Mammalia; Afrosoricida; Tenrecidae. The record is from RefSeq and is a predicted model, not a curated record. The transcript is spliced from 36 exons. The coding region runs from base 1 to 5184 and encodes 1727 amino acids. Gene Ontology annotation, biological process: negative regulation of cell population proliferation.
AUGGAGAGCGAAAGCUCUAGCGAGCCCGGAGUUGCAGAGUGGGAGUCCUACCUGUCCCGGAGGGCCACAUGGGGGCCAACCACGAUUCUGACGCGGUCCCGCAGCCCCAGCCAGUCCACCUGGAAGUCCUCCUUGCUGUCCUUCUACCCAGAUGGCCUCCACUGCGGCGUCAGCGGCGGCGGCCAUCGUCGCGUCGCGCCGCUGGACUUCACUGGGCUUGCGGAGCCGCAGCUGCAGCGUCUUCGCGCCACCUCGCUCAGCACCCAAGACAUCUCGUACGUGCUCACCAGCGUCUUCGGCAGCCUGUACUCGGCGGAAGUGAUUGGCGAGGAUAUGUGCACCAGCCUGAUCAAGGCCCGCGGCAGCGACGAUGAGCGCCACGAGCAGUUCGUGGACUCGCUGCAGCAGAUUCGAGAGCUCCACAAGCAGCGAAUGAAGGAGGUUGAAAUGCUGGAGAGGCACAUCAUUCAGGCUCGGGCUCGGGCUCUGGCAGAGGAAGAAUCGGCCGUGCACCAGGUAGCAGCACAGACUCGUGAGGGCUUGAACAACGUCAAGUUGCCUCCAGUCAACUCUACCCUCAGAUGGUGUGUGGACAAUGAGUUGCUCCGGAAACAUCAUUUGAUCUGCCCAGAAGAUUACUACAGUGAUACAGUGCCAUUUUGCUCUGCGCCUAAAGGCAGCAUCGUCCCUCGAUAUCAAAAAAUGACAUUUAGUUCCGAGCAGCAUGCUGUCAUAAAUAAAGAGCUGGUCCAAAAACAUGAACUUUUAUGCAGACAGAAGAUGGCUGAUCUUGAAAAGUUAGACUUCAGUCUGGACAGCUUGACAGAGGACUCAUCUCUGAAGGCCGAACCCAGGACCAAAGAAACCAUCAAGCAGGCAAGUCUACCCAAGAAUCCCACUUGGAUGAACCACCUGAGUGUGCCGCAGAGAGAACUGGAGCGGCGCCUGCUUGCCCGCAUGGAGAGUCGGAAUCACUUCCUUAAAAACCCUCGGUUUUUCCCUCCUAACACUCCACAUGGAGGCAGGUCUCUUCUUUUCCCUCCAAAGAGGCCGGAAGGGAGAGGAGAGUGCCAGCGCAUAGUGUCCGAACACAGCUGUGCUGAUACCCCCGUCUUUCUAGCCAAGCCAUCAAUUGGGUUUUUCACCGAUUAUGAAAUUGGACCAGUUUAUGAGAUGGUGAUUGCUCUGCAGAACACCACAGCAACCAGCCGCUACCUGCGAGUCCUUCCCCCCUCCACUCCAUACUUUGCCCUCGGAUUGGGGAUGUUCCCGGGCAAAGGCGGAAUGGUGGCUCCUGGAAUGACCUGCCAGUUCAUUGUCCAGUUUUUUCCCGACUGCCUCGGGGAUUUUGACGAUUUUAUUUUAGUAGAGACCCAGUCAACCCACACACUCCUGAUCCCCCUGCAGGCCCGGAGGCCGCCUCCAGUGCUGACCUUACCUCAAGUGUUGGACUGUGGCUACUGCCUCCUCGGGGGAAUGAAGGUAACCAGAUUCAUCUGCAAAAAUGUGGGCUUCAGCGUCGGCAAGUUCUGCAUUAUGCCCAAGAAGUACUGGCCACCGCCAAGUUUCAGGGCCGUGGCCAACAGUGGCUUCGUUGAGCAGCCUCCCUUUGGAGUCCUGCCUUCAGUGUUUGAGCUGGCCCCAGGGCAGGCUGUCCUGGUGGAGGUCCUGUUCCUCCCAAGGAGCCUAGAAAGGGAAGAGCAGACCUUCCUCAUUGUGUGUGACAACUGCCAGAUCAAGGAGCUGGUGACCAUAGGAACUGGGCAGCUGGCUGCUUUGGAGCUAGUCUAUGUGUCUGGCAGUAAAAGUGAACCGGAACCCGGAGAGCUGACAGACUUAACAGCCCAGCAUUUCAUACGCUUUGAGCCUGAAAACCUUCAGUCUACCACUAAGAGACAGCUGGUCAUUAGAAAUACUACGCACGUGGAGCUGGCCUUCCACUGGCAGAUCACGAGGCCCAACCUGAAGCCACUCAUGCCAGGAGCAACCUACAGCCUGGACAGUAUCAAGCACCACCCUGACACCGAGACCGCCUUCUCCAUUCUGCCCCAGCGGGGGGUCUUCAACCCCCACACCGACCACGAAUUCAUCCUCAGCUUUUCUCCCUAUGAGCCCAGGACUUGUCACAGUGUGCUCCAGCUGCUGCUAGAGCACAUCCCGGACCCCACUGGUUUAGACACCCAGAAGCCGGGGGAGACACCCUGCACUGAGGAGAACGUGAUUGCGCUGGAAGUGGAAGUGAAAGGCUCGGUGGAGCCUUUCAAGGUGCUCUUAGAGCCGUACGCCCUCAUCAUCCCUGGCGAGAACUACAUUGGCAUCAACGUGAAGAAAGGCUUUAAGAUGUGGAACCACAGCAAGUCACCUAUCAGAUACAUGUGGGAGAAGACCAGCACCUGCCACAUCAUUGAGGUGGAACCCUGUGCAGGCACCAUUGAGCCCAACGAAGUGGGUGAUUUUGAGUUGAACUUCACUGGGGGUGCUCCGGGUGCCACGAGCCAGGACCUGCUGUGCAAAAUCAGAAACUCACCCUCGCCAGUGGUGCUGCACAUCGAGGCGGCCUUUAAGGGACCUGUGCUUACCCUCGACGUCUCCGCCCUGGAGCUCGGUCUGGUCCGCCUGGGCCAGAAAGUCUCACACUCCAUCCAGAUUCAGAAUGUCAGCCAGCUGCCCGCCACAUGGCGCAUGACGGAGAGUGCCGGCUGCCUGGAAGAAAGGCAGGAGCUGGAGUCCCACUUUGUCAUCGAGCCCUCGAGUGGCCAGCUGCACCCCCUGGGGGAGUGUAAAGUGCACAUCACCUUUGAGGCCUUGCUCUGCCAGAGCCUGCGGACGGUCCUAGAGUUGCAGGUGGAAGACGGGACCUGGAGCUACCUCCCAGUGUGUGCUGAGGUCCAGGCACCCCACGUGUACCUGCAGAGCAGCCAGGUGCAGCUCAGCACCCUCUACCGGGAUGUGCCCACAAAGGCAGUUGUCACCCUCGUCAAUGGGACACUCCUGCCCACCCGGUUCCAGUGGGGGAACCUCCUGGGCCACCAAGCAGCCCUCUGUACUGUGACAAUCUCACCCAAGCGUGGCACGCUGGGCCCCGGUGAGGAGCGCUGGCUCACCUUGGAGCUGACUGCUCACACCCAGGAAGAGCUGACAGAGCUGGCCCUCCCUUGCUAUGUGUCAGGCAUGGCAGAGCCACUGGCCCUAGGCAUUGUGGGAAAGGUCCAGGGACUUCAAGUGACCAUCACUGUCUCUAUGGAGGGCUCCGAGAGCAGCGUCUUCCUCACGGAGCAGGGCCUGGGCCAUUUGGAGGAGCUCCGCCUGGACUUUGGCUCAGCAGUGCCGCUGAGAACCCGCGUGGACCGCCAGCUCAUCCUGACCAAUCAUUCGCCGAUCCCGACCCCUUUCGCCCUUGAUUUUGAGUACUUCGGGCACCCCCAAAACAGCGUGAGCAGAAAGGCCAACUUCAUGGAGAGCAUGUUGUCCCACCGGAAAGGAGCCGCCUUCUUCCCCCGAGUUUCCCACGGCAUGCUGGGACCCCACCAGCAGCUGAGCAUUGGCCUUACAGGCUGUGCCAACAUGUGGGGCGAGUACUGGGACAAGCUCAUAUGCACGGUAGGAGACCUGCCUCCAGCAGUCAUUCACGUGCACAUGGCCGUGGUAGGCUGCCCCAUCAGCUCCCUGAGGACCACCUACUACACCAUGGAACGGUGCUACAAGGAGCCAAUCAUCAGGUUUGGCACGCAGCUCUCUGGAGGAGACACAGUCACCCGGAUCCUUCGCCUGAAUAACUCCAGCCCCUGUGACAUCCGCCUGGACUGGGACACCUAUGUUCCCGAGGACAGGGAGGAACAGCUGGUGGACCUGCUGGUGUUCUAUGGGCCACCCUUCCCACUGCGGGACCAGGCUGGGAACGAGACCCUAUGCCCCGAGAGCCGGGAGACUACCUCGUCCUCCUCGUCCUCCUGUCCCUCAGAUGUGUCUGUCAUCAGCCACGAAGCUGUCCUGUCUGCGGAGAGCAGCAGCAGUGGCAGCACUAGGAAGGCCCCGAAGAUCAUCUCGGUCAUGCUGCAGGAGCACGAGGGGGUGCCCUCCGAUGACCUGUACUCUGUCAGCCCCAGGCAGGUGGUGGUCCCUGCUGGGGGCAGUAGCACCAUCUACAUCUCCUUCACACCUAUGGUCCUCAGUCCUGACACCCUGGGCAAGGUGGAGUGCACUGGCUAUGCCCUGGGCUUCAUGAGCUUGGACAGCGAGGUGGACAGAGAGACUCCAGGGAGGUGGCGGCGCCUGCAGGACUUUGCUGUGGGACCUCUGAGACUGGACCUACAUGGCCACGUGAGGCCCGCGCAGCUGAGCGUGGAGCUGGACUACGAUGGGAGCAUGGAAUUCCAGCACCAAGCCAGUGACCUCAUCCUGGAACAUCCCUGCUGCAGGGUGCUGAGUGAGCUUGUCACCACCCACCACCUGAAGCUGACCAACACGACAGAAAUCCCACAUUACUUCCGGCUUCUGGUCUCCAAGCCCUUCUCCGUUUCCCACGACGGGGCCAGCGCCAGAGCUCCCAGCCCGGACCAGGAGCAGGACUAUGAGGAGAGAGAGGCAGGCAAGCUGCUGGUGCUCCCGCCGCAGGAAAACAUGCUGGUAAACGUGUCCUUCUCGCUGUCCUUGGAGCUGCUCUCCUAUCAGAAGCUCCCAGCUGAUCAGAUGCUGCCAGGAGUGGAAAUUCAGCAGAGCAAGAAUGGGGAAAGGGAGCUGGUGUUCACACAGGACCUGCUCCUGGAGCAUACCAACCAGACCAUGCAGGUGGUGCCCCUCCGGGCCACUGUGGCUGUGCCCGAGCUCCAGCUCUCCACCAGCUGGGUAGACUUUGGGACCUGCUACGUAGGCCAGCUGCAGGUCCGAGACAUCUACCUGAUGAACCUGAGCUGCUGCCGGAGCUACUGGACAGUGCUGAUGAGCCCCCAGGAGUCAGCUUUCCGAGUCUCCCCCAGCAACGGGCUGCUGGAGGCUCGGCCGGUCAAGGCGCCCCCGCCCACCAUCACCCUGCAGGUUAUCUUCACUGCCAGGGGCAGAGAGCUGUACGAGUCCACGCUGGUGGUAGAGGGCAUGCUUGGUGAGAAGGCCUGCACCCUGCGGCUCCGGGGCCAAGGCUCCUAUGAUGAGAAGUACAUGACCUCCUGCUCUGAGGUGUGCCCCUAGCCCCUA